AUGUCCUCAUCUAUGAGAAGAUUUUUGGAGGCGAUUGAUGAGUUGGAUUUGAGAGAUUUUUCCCUCCAGGGGGACCCCUUUACUUGGAGUGAGGGGUUGAAUGGUCAAUCCAUGACAAAACUGAAUCGGUUUCUGGUCUUUGAGGAUCAGGAAAGACAUUUUAGUGGGAUGGUGCAGUGUACUCUCCCAAGGCCGAUGUAUGAUCAUUUCCUAAUUUUGUUAGAUGGGGGUAGGGCGAGGAGAGGUCCAAUUCCUUUUCAUUUUGAAAAUAUGUGGAUGAAGAAGGAGGGGUUUAAGGAGUUGUUGAAAGGUUGGUGGCAAGGUUUCAAUUUUAGUAGGUCCUAUAGCUUUAUCCUAGCAGAAAAGUUAAAGGCAUUAAAAACCAAUUUGAAGACCUGGAACAAUGAUGUGUUUGGGAAAGUGGGGGUUAACAAGAGGUUGGCUCUAGACAAAGUUGCUUUUUGGGUUGAUCAGGAGCGGCUGAGAGUUUUAUCGGUGUGGGAGUUAAAGACUAGAAAGAAGGCAAGGGAAGACUUCAAGAAGUGGGCGCUUAUGGAGGAGAUCUCCUAG
This is a messenger RNA of Vitis riparia (riverbank grape), 570 nucleotides long. RefSeq lists its product as uncharacterized. The transcript has a single exon. The record is from RefSeq and is a predicted model, not a curated record. Bases 1 to 570 code for a protein of 189 amino acids. Lineage: Eukaryota; Viridiplantae; Streptophyta; Magnoliopsida; Vitales; Vitaceae.